AUGAUAUUAACCAAAAUAUUUCAAUUACAAAUUCUAAACUAUAUUCUAGUUAUUAUAAAUUCUCAACAAUAUUUAUCUCAAAAAUCAUCAAAAUGUGCUGAAAAUGCGAAAAUUGAUCAUUUUUUGAUGUUAUCCGAGCUGGCGGAAAAAGAGGAAAAAGUGAUUUGUGUGGAAUUUUAUGAAUCUGAUUUGGAAAGAGUUUGGAAGGAUGUGCAGGGAAGAAUAAUGGGGAAAUUGAGAAUCGAGAAUCAGGUGAAAUUGGAAAAGCCGAUUGAGGAGAACAGUGCCAUUUAUAUUGCUUUUAGAAUGUGAGUUUGGGUAGAAAUCGGGGUACUGUAUGCACCUUUAAAAUGCACAGUAAUCUAUAAGUUUUAAAGGAACAUACACUGAUACUGUAGAGAAUUUUCAGAGAAUCUACAGUACCAGAGGUCUAUAGUAGUUUAAAGGGACAUACACUCGCUUCGCUCGGGCCGCGUUCGCGGAACUUUGAUCUACACUCGCGCCACAGGCGCUCGGGGUACUGUAUGCACCUUUGAAGUUGAUCUACAGUAUCUUGCUAGAUUAAUAUGUGCCAUCAAUAUUCCUGAAUUACUGUAUGCACCUUUAAAAAAAGCACAGUAAUCUAUAAAUUUUAAAGGAACAUACACUCACUUCGCUCGGCGGAAUUUUGAUCUACACUCGCGCCAGAGGCGCUCGAGAUACUGUAGAGAAUUUUCAGAGAAUCUACAGUACCAGAGGGCCUACAGUAGUUUAAAGGGACAUACACUCGCUUCGCUCGGGCCGCGUUCGCGGAAUAUUGAUCUACACUCGCGCCACAGGCGCUCGGGAUACUGUAUGCACCUUUGAAGUUGAUCUACAGCUAGAUUAAUAUGAGCAAUCAAUAAAUUCCUGAAUAACUGUAUGCACCUUUAAAAUUCAUUGAUUACUGUGCACUUUAAAGGGACAUACAGUAAUUGAGGAAUAUUGAUUUCUCAAAUUAAUUUAGGAAAUUACUGUAAAUGAAGCUUAAAGGAACAUACAGUACCCCGAGCGCCUGUGGCGCGAGUGUAGGCCCGAGCUAAGCGAGUGUAUUAUGUCCUUUAAACUACUGUAGACCCUCUGGUACUGUAGAGUCUAUAAAAAUUCUCUACAGUAUCCCGAGCGCCUCUGGCGCGAGUGUAGAUCAAAUUUCCGCGAACGCGGGUCGAGCGAAGCGAGUGUAUGUCCCUUUAAACUAUGAUAGGCCCUCUGGUACUGUAGAUUCUCUGACAAUUUUCUACAGUAUCCCGAACUACAAAAAUAGCUCCAAAAUUCUCGAUUUUUCCAGAAAAGACCCCUCCAAAACAUCAACAAUCAUCAUCGGAAUUCCCAACACCUUCGACCGCUACUUAGCCAAACUCGAAAUCUUCGCCGACUUCAAAAUCAAGCUCUCAACUCACAUCGAUAUGAUUGUUCAACCGGUUUCAAGUCAAAUCGAUGCUUCCAACAAUUUUCUUCAAUUUCAGCUGAGAUUUGUUGAUGGACGAGUUAAGCUAACUCAUAUUCAUAAUGAAAAAGAGCCAGAGUUGAUUGCUGAAAUAUCCGUGUCUUUGAAGUCCAAAUUUCAGUCAGAUGUUGUGAUUUUUGAGAAUUUGCUGGUUUUUGAUAUGGUUUAUCAUGAGUAAGUUGGAUUGGGAGGGUCGUGGCCUAGAAUUUUUAACAGUUCGGCCAUCGACAUCUGCGCUCUAGUGUAGAAAAAUCCAGAAUUGUUAAAGGGACAUACACUCGCUUCGCUCGGAGGAAUUUUGAUAUACACUCGCGCCACAGGCGUUCGGGAUACUGUAGAGAAUUUUCAGAGAAUCUACAGUACCAGAGGGCCUACAGUGGUUUAAAGGGACAUAAUACACUCGCUUCGCUCGAACCGCAUUCGCGGAAUUUUGAUCUACACUCGCGCCACAGGCGCUCGGGAUACUGUAGAGAAUUUUCAGAGAAUCUACAGUACCAGAGGGCCUACAGUAGUUUAAAGGGACAUACACUCGCUUCGCUAGGGCCGCGUUCGCGGAAUUUUGAUCUACACUCGCGCCACAGGCGCUCGGGGUACUGUAUGCUCCUUUAAAGUUGAUCUACAGUAUCUUUCUAGAUUAAUAUGAGCAAUCAAUAUUUCUGAAUAACUGAAUGUUCCUUUAAAAUUCAUAGAUUACUGUGCACUUUGAAGGGACAUACAGUAAUUCGGGAAUAUUAAUUUCUCAAAUUAAUCUAGCAAGUUACUGUAAAUGGCGCUUAAAGUAACAUACAGUACCCCGAGCGCCUGUGGCGCGAGUGUAGAUCAAAAUUCCGCGAACGCGGCCCGAGCGAAGCCAUUUUAAUCUGAGCAAUCAAUAUUCCCUCAAGUUUUACCAAAUUACUGUAUGCACCUUUAAAAUCUAAUAAUACAGUAAUCCUUCAGAAACUGCGCGCUCAAAAAAACGUUUCAAAUCAACAAAUCAAUCAAACGAGAAACUCCAAAAGCUGCACGGGAUUUUGAAAGAUCAAUAAUUGAAAAUUUUUCGCCAUGGAUCGGACAAACAUCAGUCAAACAUCUGAAUUUGACUAAGAAAAAUGCUUGGGUUGAAAAUUUUAUGUUUCAUGUUUUUGGACAUCUCGAUCUAGAAGAUCUAGAUUUCGAACUUCAAUAUAAAUCUGGCGACCAGAUAGCUUUGAGCUAUGAACUCAAGAAUAAUAGUCUAGUUGUAGGAAAGCUCAGCAAAUAUUGGCACGAAUGGAGUAGCUCACCUAUAACAAUUAAUUCACAGACACUUCUGAACUCUUAUAAAAACGAGGAUCCGAUAAAAAUUUGGAAAUUCACCGGAGGUCUCACUCUCAACUUUUUUCCCAAACCCGAAGACGAAUAUGUGCAAGCUUCACAACUUGAGAUAACUCAGAAUCAGCUGGUUUUGAAACAUGAAAAUUGGGAACCUUGCAGUGGUGUUGAAAGUUGUUGGUAUUAUACAGAUCAAAUUGAGAUAACUUCCGAGAAUUCGUCAAUUUCUGGAUUCAGAUUCAUGAAUGGUACAGAUUAUUUGGUGCAAUUUUGCUUUCUCAUGGCUCCCGAAUCGAUUUAUCAAGAAACCCUUCCAUUUAUAAAAAACUGCGCGGCUAUUGAAAAUUCGUGGAAUUUCUGCUCUUCUUCACCGGAUGUUAGCGCAACUCAAAUAUCCAAAAAUCUCACUAAAUCAGCUGAAAAUAUUCGGGCUAAUUCAGCACUUCCCAGAAGUACCACACAGACGCCAAAAAGAGUUGUUCUUUCGAAAAAAGAGCACACAAUUUCGGAGAUUAUUGGAGCCAGUAAGUUUGCUCUACUGAUAACUCUAAAUCAAUAUAAUUUCCCUACAGAUCCUGGAAUUAUUGGUGUUAUGGGUCUAUUUUUCAUGGGCGGUGCGAUUUUAUUGAUUGGAAAUGGAGUGAUUGUGAUUUUGUUUGAUUGGUUGAAUAAAUGGAACUGA
This is a messenger RNA of Caenorhabditis angaria, 3440 nucleotides long. The record is from the annotation of a GenBank genome assembly. Lineage: Eukaryota; Metazoa; Nematoda; Chromadorea; Rhabditida; Rhabditidae.